AUCUUGAUGAGAAUUGAUGCAGGUCACUUCCGCAUAAGCCUCUCUCUUUGCAGCCAGGCUUUGCUAUGGAAGACACUCAGAGAACCGUCCGAUGACAUGCACGCUAUCCAUCACCUCAUCAGCAAACUCCCAUCAACGGCUUUCAUCAUCUUUUGGUCUGCUUCUCUCUUCGUUCUCCUCUCCCUCUUUCUACUCUACAUACUAAGAUGCUUCUUCCACUUCCAUAUGGUGAAAGCUGAGUUCUUGGAUCAUAUCAAAGUGAACUACCUUUUCGCUCCAUCCAUUUCAUGGAUCCUCCUCCUUCAAUCCUCACCAUUCAUCCAUCCAAAAUCUACAUACUACGUCGUGCUUUGGUGGGUCUUCAUGGUCCCAAUACUAGCUUUAGAUGUGAAGAUCUACGGUCAGUGGUUCACCAAGGGAACGUUCUUAUCAAUGGUGGCGAACCCCACGAGCCACAUAUCAGUGAUUGGGAACUUGGUGGGGGCCAGGGCAGCAGCCCAGAUGGGGUGGAAAGAGUGUGCGAUGUGUAUUUUCUCUAUCGGCAUUAUUCAUUAUCUUGUGCUGUUUGUAACGCUCUAUCAGGGAUUCUCGGGGAGUGACCGGCUUCCGGUGAAACUACGGCCUGUUUUCUUCUUGUUCUUUGCUGCACCAAGCACGGCAAGCUUGGCAUGGGAUUCGAUCUCUGGUACUUUUGGUACUCCUUCCAAGAUGCUAUUCUUUCUCUCAAUGUUCCUCUUUGCAUCGCCGGGAACGAGACCAGCUCUAUUCAAGAAGUCAAUGAGGAAGUUCCACGUGGCAUGGUGGGCCUAUCCAUUCCCCCUUACGGUCUUGGCCCUAGCUUCAGCCCAGUACGCCGAAGAAGUAAAAGGUGCCUUGGCCCACCUUCUGAUGCUAGUUUUAUCCGGCCUCUCCAUCAUCGUUUGCAUGGGCGUCGUCAUUUUCACCCUUCUCAACGUUGGGCUCUUCUUACGUCAACACUUCAGUUACAUACACGCAGCUGCAUGA
Magnolia sinica is the source of this 1005-nucleotide messenger RNA. RefSeq names its product S-type anion channel SLAH1-like. Gene Ontology annotation, cellular component: membrane. The record is from RefSeq and is a predicted model, not a curated record. Gene Ontology annotation, molecular function: voltage-gated monoatomic anion channel activity. The transcript has 2 exons. NCBI's taxonomy places the organism in Eukaryota, Viridiplantae, Streptophyta, Magnoliopsida, Magnoliales, Magnoliaceae. Gene Ontology annotation, biological process: transmembrane transport; intracellular monoatomic ion homeostasis. The annotation marks the transcript as partial.